Physeter macrocephalus (sperm whale) is the source of this 4524-nucleotide messenger RNA. It is a transcript of the gene P2RX1, whose product is annotated as purinergic receptor P2X 1. Gene Ontology annotation, cellular component: plasma membrane; nuclear inner membrane. The record is from RefSeq and is a predicted model, not a curated record. Gene Ontology annotation, molecular function: extracellularly ATP-gated monoatomic cation channel activity; purinergic nucleotide receptor activity; ATP binding. NCBI's taxonomy places the organism in Eukaryota, Metazoa, Chordata, Mammalia, Artiodactyla, Physeteridae. The transcript is spliced from 13 exons. Gene Ontology annotation, biological process: response to ATP; calcium ion transmembrane transport. Bases 496 to 1980 code for a protein of 494 amino acids.
CAAACAGUUCAUGUCCAGCGCCUGCUAUUCCAAGGCCCAUGAGGUCAGCUGGGAAGAAGACAGGCCCGUUUGUCUGGGGUCAAGACCAGGCCAAGGGGAUGAGGCUACCUCUGCUCUGUCUGCCAGCAUCUCUGGAUUUUCUUUAGAAAAGCCAGGACGUGGUACUCACCAGCCCCUCUUGAAGGCAGCAUCCCCGGACAGACCCUUGAGCCUGAGAUUGGCGGGAACUCUGUGUUGGGCACAGCUGGUCCACAGUCCAUUGCCUGCCAGGGGCCAAGAGCGGCUCUGACCACCCAAGGACUCUCCCUCCCAGCUCAAGUGCUGACAACUGACCUCUGACUCCUGACCUCUGGCCCCACCUUUCCCACCCUGCUCUUCCUAAGGGGCUGGGAAACCCCUAGAAAGUUCGCUGUAGACGUGGGUAUUGACGCCUGGCUCAGCCCGGGAGCCGAGGCCGUGCAGGGGGCUCCGUUCUCAGCCCCCCGCUGGGCCACCAUGGCGCGGCGGCUCCAGGACGAGCUGGCCGCCUUCUUCUUUGAGUACGACACUCCCCGAAUGGUGCUUGUGCGCAACAAGAGGGUGGGCGUCGUCUUCCGCCUGAUCCAGCUCGUGGUUCUGGUCUACGUCAUUGGGUGGGUGUUUGUCUAUGAGAAGGGCUACCAGACCUCGAGUGGCCUCAUCAGCAGCGUGUCUGUGAAACUCAAGGGUCUGGCUGUGACGAAGCUGCCAAGCCUGGGCCCCCAGGUCUGGGAUGUGGCUGACUACGUCUUCCCAGCCCAGGGGGACGGCUCCUUUGUGGUCAUGACCAAUUUUAUCGCCACCCCCCGGCAGGCCAAAGGCCACUGUGCAGAGAACCCGGAAGGGGGCACGUGCACGAAUAAUAGUGGCUGCACCCCGGGAAAGGCGGAAAGGAAGGCCCAAGGCAUCCGCACAGGCAAGUGUGUGGCCUUCAACGACAUCGUGCACACGUGUGAGAUCUUUGGCUGGUGCCCCGUGGAGGUGGAUGACAACAUCCCAUGCCCUGCCCUUCUCCGAGAGGCCGAGAACUUCACUCUCUUCAUCAAGAACAGCAUCAGCUUUCCACGCUUCAAGGUCACCAGGCGCAACCUGGUGGAGGAGGUGGAUGCCGCCUACAUGAAGACCUGCCUCUAUCACAAGACCUUGCACCCACUGUGCCCAGUUUUCAAGCUCGGCUAUGUGGUACAAGAGUCAGGCCAGAAUUUUAGCACCUUGGCCGAGAAGGGCGGGGUGGUAGGCAUCACCAUCGACUGGCACUGCGACCUGGACUGGCAUGUGCGACACUGCAAACCCGUCUAUGAGUUCCACGGGCUGUAUGAAGAGAAAAACCUGUCUCAAGGCUUCAACUUCAGGUUUGCCAGGCACUUCGUGGAGAAUGGGACCAACUACCGGCACCUCUUCAAGGUGUUUGGGAUUCGCUUUGACAUCCUCGUGGACGGCAAGGCUGGCAAGUUUGACAUCAUCCCCACCAUGACUACCAUUGGCUCUGGGAUUGGCAUCUUUGGGGUGGCCACGGUCCUCUGUGACCUGUUGCUGCUCCACGUCCUGCCCAAGAGGCACUACUACAAGCAGAAGAAGUUCAAGUACGCGGAGGACGCGGGGCCAGGGACGAUCUACCUGCUUGUUCACCUCCUGUCCCCGCUUCCCUCCCGAGUGAGCAGAGGAGUCCUCCUUGGAAAUCACACCUCACCCAGCCUGGAGGCUGCUGCCUCUCCUCUCUCCGGCUCCUCUUCUGCCUCCUCGCAGCCCACAUUUCCCUGCUGCUCUGCCUGCUCUCCGUUCACUGCCACCAGCAUGCCGGAAAGACCAGUCUACACUUCCCUCUGGGUCUCACCCUCUACAAUUGGCCUCCAGCCCCUACCCCCACUUCUAGAUGCCCUUGCCAAGGUUACCAGUGGGUCCUUGUUGCCAAAUCCAAGCGGACACUUCAGCCCAUAUCCUGCUCAGCCUAUCAGCCUCUGACACUGUUGGCUGAGCCCUCCUUUGUUGAAAGAUUUCCUUCCAGCAGCUCCUAGGACCCACCCUCUCCAGAUUUUCCAGCCAGCCUGGGGUGUAGGGAUAAGAUAGUUUUCAACUGCAACUCUGUCACUGUGUGUCCUUGGGCAAGUUGCUUAACUCUCCAAGCCUCCUCUGUGAGUCAGGGAUAAUAAUAGCCUCUACUCAGGUUGGGGUAAGAUAAGAUGUGUAAAGUACCUAGCACAGAGCCUGGCACGCAGUACUGCUCUGCCCCUGCCUCUAUCCUCUCUUUCAGUGGCGGAGUCAGCUAGCUGUCCCCAGGUUCUUGGCUGGGUAUGUGGCUGCCUAGAAUGGAAGCUGCAUUUCCCAACCUCCUCUCGCAGCUGGGUCUGGUCAUGUGACUGUUAUAGCUAAUUGGAUGUAUGUGGAAGUGUCAUGUGACGCCUUCUGGGAACUUUCCUUAAAAGAGAGCUGGUGCAGAUCCUUUGCCCUCUUCUUCUUCAUCCUUGUCUCCAUCCCACUGCCUGGAAUGUGUACAUGAUGGUUGGAGCUCUAGCCACCAUCCUGAAUCACGAGGACAAGAGUCAAAUCCAGAAGUGGCUGGAGUAGUGAGUGGAAAGAGCCACAUCUGGGAGGUCUUUGUGGAGCACAGCUGACAUACUGUUACCCCAAAACUGGGUUCACCUUCUGGUGGGUGUUGAGCCAAAAGACACAACCAAGCCAAAGAGUGGGAGAAGGAGGACUUAUUACUUGAGGAAAGUAAGGAGAACACUGGGCAUCUUUCCCAAAGCGGUGUCUCCCCGAAUGGCAAAACUGGGGAAGUGUUAAGCUACGGGUACAUGCAUAUUCGUGAAGAGGCCCGGGCAGUGUACGCAUCAUAGAAUUGGGGCAAAGGUUGACAGAAGCGUCAGAAAAGAUCAACAUCAUCCCUCAGGUUCUAGUUGAUCUGGUGGUUGAAGGGGGUUUAAAUUCUGCAAAACAGCUCUUUUAAGAAAGUACUUCAGGCUAAUCUGAAGUACUCAAACAGAACUGGAAGUCUUUACAACUGCUAUAUUAUCUUUGCUAUUGUUAUUUCUCCACCUGAUAACAGCUGUUUGUUCCUGCAUUCUUUUGUUCCCUUAUGAUCAUUAAUUACUGAGACCUGUUCAAGGACAAGCAUUGUGGCCAGGCUUAGAUUACAAAAAUGGCUUAGUCCGAAAAUGGCUUCUCUUGUGUCAAAAUGCUACAUCUGGUUCUUUUCCUCGGGAACCCCCUACCCCAUCUGCUUACAAUACCAGCCCAGGACUGUCUUCCCUGAGGCUCUUACAUGGAAUUUCUGUUAUCUAAGUCAAAACUGAUCCUAGCUGGUACAGAAAGUUUUCCCCCUAAAAGCAAGUGUUCUGUGCUCAGCCCCUGUUUAUUUGCCCUGAAGUUAUCUCAGCCUUUCCCACGGCCCUACUAUGGAUCCCUUCGGACAACUCCCAAAACUGUCUCACUGGCCCAGCCCUCCUUCUGGACUCCAACCACACACAUCCAACCCCCUAAUUGCCAUAUCCAAUUAAUUAUUCAUUCGACAAACAUCUUUUAAGCAACGUGUCAGGCUUUGUGCUGGAUGAAUCAGGCAUGGUCCUUGCCCUCAAGGAGCUCCCAGUCCAGAGGAGGAACAGGCAGGUAAACAGAUGCUCACUUCAAGGAAGUCCCUAAGAGGACUUGCUAACCCACUCUGGGCAGUGAGCUCAUAGGGAAGUGUUUCUGGCAGAAGGGGCAUUGGAACCAAGUCCUGAAAGGAGUGAGGCAGGUGAUUAGGACUUGAGGUCAUGGAGGGCCUGAUUAGAUCUGUUCUCAGGGUACUGGUGAGCCAUGGAAGAUUCCGAAGCAGGAGCUGACCAGUUGGACUUGUGUUUCUAAAAUAUUACUCUGGCCACCAGGUGCAGAAAAGCAAGUGGGUGGGGGCCGUGCGGGAGGGCCAUGAGGCUGCACGGGGCUGGGAGGCCAAUGAGGAGGCUGCUGUAGCAAUUCAGGUGCAAGAAGAUAGUGACCUGAGCCAAGGGAGGGGCAGAGAAGCAGAAAAAAGUGGAUGGAUUCCAGGGAUAUUUAAGAAGCAGCCUGGGCAGGACUUGGUGAUCUACUGGUUGGAACAGGUAAGCAGUAGGCUAUGAUGACUCCCAGGUGUCUGGCUCCAGACUGAGACAGGGACAUAAGAGGCCAGGUUUGGGGGAGUGAUAUGGGGCUCUGUCUUGGACAAGUGGUGGGGUGAGGUGCCAGAGGAUAGGUACACAAGUGUAGAAUGUAACUGAACCAAGAGUUGAUGAGCUCGCCAGGGGAGAGGUGGGCUACCACGAAGGUCAAGACGUCGUGCCCCAGCUCGCCAUUCCUGCUGCCUGCUCACAGAGCCCUUCCCCAAAUGAGAAUCCGACUAUGACCCCAGCAUUCUGUUAAAACCGCUUCCCGUUUCCCCUACACCUCACGCAGCAGAAGGCUAAACUCCUGAGUCUACCAUUCAAGGCCUUCCUCCCAGGCCCUCGGCCCGGGCCCCAUCCCUCUGAUGAUCUCGCUUCGCCCCUCCCCUAG